Xylaria bambusicola is the source of this 1221-nucleotide messenger RNA. RefSeq names its product short-chain dehydrogenase/reductase SDR. The transcript has a single exon. Gene Ontology annotation, molecular function: oxidoreductase activity. Bases 333 to 1082 code for a protein of 249 amino acids. The record is from RefSeq and is a predicted model, not a curated record. NCBI's taxonomy places the organism in Eukaryota, Fungi, Ascomycota, Sordariomycetes, Xylariales, Xylariaceae.
CCGACUCAUGGGACGCCGUAGUGAAUACAUCCGGUCCGCACGACGAACGCCGGCGGACCAAGCCACGGGUUUUAAGACGGUGUUUCGCGGAGUUUGAUGCGAGCAACGUACAUUAUGACAUCGGCUUUAGCGAUUAACGAGUAAAUGCCUAAUUGUAGUGAGAUGAAGUAGAUAUAAAAUAAGACCAAGUCCUCUGGAUGAUUCCAAUGUGAUUAAGACACCCAUCAUCAAGUCAUAAAGCCAACCAGUAUUAUCAUAUACCCAAUUUAAGCCCCUAUAUUCAACGUCCACAAACACCUAGAUUUUGCAAUCUCCUUUCCACCAUAAACAAAAUGGCCAACCCCAACCUCAGCGGCAAAAUCGCCCUAGUCACAGGCGGCACAAAAGGCAUCGGCCUAGCCGCCGCCCAGCGUCUCUCCGCAGCUGGGGCAACCGUGGUCCUAAACUACAGCACCUCGGCCUCGGCCGCCGAAGCAGCCCUGUCCAAGCUGCCCUCGGACCGGACCAUCGCGGUCCAAGCCGACGCAUCCAGCCCGUCGCAAAUGCGCGACCUCGUCUCCCAAAUCGUAUCCAAACACGGGCGGAUCGACAUAGUCCUCGCCAACGCAGGGACGAUGCCCCUGCUGCCCCUCGAGCAACUAACCGAGGAGGUCUUCGACAAGACGUACGCGCUAAACGUCAAGGGCCCCAUGUUCCUCGCCCAGGCCGCGGCGCCGCACAUGCCCGCAGGCGGCCGCAUCGUCUUCGUGAGCACGGGGAUCGCGCGCAGCACCGCCGUGCCGCCUCCGUACGCCCUGUACGCGUCGACCAAGGGCGCCGUGGAGCAGCUCACGCGCGUGCUGGCCAAGGACCUCGGGCGGAAGGGGAUCACGGUGAACGCCGUGGCCCCGGGCCCGACGGACACGGAGCUCUUCCGCGAGGGCAAGCCGGAGGCCAUGAUCAAGGCCAUCGAGAGCCAGUCCCCGUUCAGCCGGCUCGGAAGCCCCGCUGAGAUCGCCGAGGUUGUGGCGUUUAUUGCUGGCCCUGAGAGCAGUUGGGUGUCCGGGCAGAUUAUUGGUGCGAAUGGGGCUGCGUUUGUAUAGAUUUGUGAAGCGAUGGCUGUUUUUAGUGUUGGAAGCAAUUUGAUGGUGACAGUUGUAUAUAGUAAAUUCGGGGAAUGUACAAGUUUGGGAAUUAUUUCAUAGCAAAUUAGAAUUUCGACAUCAUCUAUGGCCUCAUUGC